Messenger RNA from Colletotrichum orchidophilum, 1452 nucleotides. RefSeq lists its product as uncharacterized. The transcript has 2 exons. Gene Ontology annotation, cellular component: mitochondrion. The coding region runs from base 1 to 1452 and encodes 483 amino acids. The record is from RefSeq and is a predicted model, not a curated record. Gene Ontology annotation, molecular function: tRNA dimethylallyltransferase activity; ATP binding. Gene Ontology annotation, biological process: tRNA modification. NCBI's taxonomy places the organism in Eukaryota, Fungi, Ascomycota, Sordariomycetes, Glomerellales, Glomerellaceae.
AUGACAGCCCGAAUUGCGCCCGUGGAGCCCUUGGUGGUUAUCUUGGGCUCGACCGGAACUGGAAAAUCAGAGCUCGCAGUCGAACUCGCAACUCGCUACAAUGGCGAAAUCAUCAACGCAGACGCCAUGCAGAUGUACAAAGGCCUGCCCAUCAUCACGAAUAAGAUUACCACCGAAGAGCGCCGCGGUGUCCCCCACCACCUCCUCGACCACAUCGGUCUCGACCAACCCACUUGGAUUGUCGAGGACUUCAAGCGCGAGGCCAACAAGGUCAUCCGUGAGAUACGCAGCCGGGGCAACUUGCCCAUCGUCGUCGGCGGCACGCACUACUAUACGAAUGCGCUCCUCUUCGAAGACACCCUUGUCGGCGCAGACGAUGAGACAUCCAAAGAAGGCGCCGCAGACGUCAAGGACGAAGAAGCAUCCUCGUUCCCGAUUCUGAACGAGCCGACCGAGGUCAUACUCGCCAAGCUGCGGGAGGUUGAUCCUGUCAUGGCGGACCGGUGGCAUCCCAAUGACCGGCGCAAGAUCUCGCGCUCGCUGCACAUAUACCUGCAACACGGCCGCCCGGCGUCAGAGAUCUACGCCGAGCAGCGCCAGCGCAAGGCUGCCGAGAACGAGCCCGAGGGCGGUAGCAAUGCAAGUCCGUGGCAGACACUACUCUUCUGGGUAUACUCCGAACCCGAAGUGCUCAAGGAGCGCCUCGAUAAACGCGUGGACAAGAUGCUCGCCGUUGGCCUCAACGACGAGACACAGUCCAUGUACGAGUACGUCCAGGCCAAGGAGGCCGCUGGCCAGGAGGUGGACUACACCCGCGGCAUCUGGCAGUCAAUAGGCUUCAAAGAGUUCUCGCCUUACCUCAAGGCCCUGAACGCCAGCGAUCCUCUCACCGAUUCGGAUACAUUGGAGGCUCUCAAAGCCGUGGGGCUCGAAGAGAUGAAGACGUCGACGCGGCAGUACGCAAGGUACCAAACCCGCUGGAUCCGCACCAAGAUUGUGCCCCUCCUCCAAGAGCAGCGCGGCGCACUGGACCGCCUCUUCAUCAUGGACAGCACCAACGUGUCUCAAUGGUCGACCAACGUCGCUGAACCGGCCGUCGAUAUCGCGAGGCGUUUUCUCGAGGGCGACGCCAUACCCGCGCCCGCGGACCUGUCGGAGACGGCGCGGGAGGUGCUCAGGGAAGCGACGGCGCAGACGGAGCGCACGCUGUGUCGGCGGACGUGUGAGGUGUGUAAGACGACGUGCGUCACGGAGCAGGAUUGGACGAAGCACAUCAAGAGCCGGCGGCACAAUGUACUGAUGAAGAAGACGAAGAGGAGGGCGCUAGUUCCUGCUGAGAGGCCCUUGGCUGUUGUACCUGCCGAGGUUGAUCGAGAGAGGGCUGGCUCUUCAGCGGAUCGAGGAUCGAGUCCCGAGGUCGAUGGGCUGGGCAUAUUUGAUGCGGCGUCGUGA